Messenger RNA from Calypte anna (Anna's hummingbird), 711 nucleotides. Its product is annotated as hemoglobin subunit pi. The transcript is spliced from 4 exons. Gene Ontology annotation, cellular component: haptoglobin-hemoglobin complex; hemoglobin complex; blood microparticle. Gene Ontology annotation, biological process: oxygen transport; hydrogen peroxide catabolic process. The record is from RefSeq and is a predicted model, not a curated record. NCBI's taxonomy places the organism in Eukaryota, Metazoa, Chordata, Aves, Apodiformes, Trochilidae. Gene Ontology annotation, molecular function: oxygen carrier activity; heme binding; organic acid binding. Bases 191 to 619 code for a protein of 142 amino acids.
GGCAGUGUGAGGUACAGAUGGUGUCAGGUACAGGUGGUGUCAGGUACAGGCGGUCUGAGGUACAGGCAGUGUGAGGUACAGGCAGUCUGAGGGACACCAGGCCUGCCCGGAGGCUGGCUGUCAGGACAAUGAGCCCAAACCUGCUCUGAGGGUUCAUUGCCAAGAGCCUGAGCCUGCACCCUCCUGCACGAUGACGCUGACUCAAGCCGAGAAAGCUGCCGUGGUCGCCAUCUGGGCAAAGGUGGCUCCCCAGAUUGAUGCCAUUGGGGCAGAAUCACUGGAGAGGCUUUUCUUCACCUACCCCCAGACAAAAACCUACUUCCCUCACUUUGACCUCAGCCACAGCUCCCCUCAGCUUCGUGGCCAUGGCUCUAAAGUCAUGAAUGCCAUCGGGGAAGCUGUGAAGAACCUUGAUGACCUUAGAGGUGCUCUGGUCAAACUCAGUGAGCUGCACGCUUACAUCCUCAGGGUGGACCCUGUGAACUUCAAGCUUCUUUCCCACUGCAUCCUGUGCUCCCUGGCUGCCCACUACCCCAAAGACUUCACCCCAGAAGCUCAUGCUGCGUGGGACAAGUUCCUGUCCAGUGUUUCCUCUGUUCUGACUGAGAAGUACAGAUAAAUGACUUCUGCAUCCCUGCUGCCAGGCCCUGGGAUACUCCCUCCUUCCUAUGCUGUCCUCUCUAAUCCUCUAUGGUUGGGUGUGACCUACUG